AUGCUCCAACCGCUGGCGUGCUUGCUGCUGCUCAUUCUCGCGCUCGUCCAUAUCGGACGCCGCCGGCGGAAAAGGCGGGCGGCGCCGGCAGCCUUCGGCUACACGCCCGUCACCGAAGGGACCUUUCCGGGCCUCCCUGAGCAGAUCGCGCGCGCCUACCGUCUCCUCCACGGGGAGCACCUCUCACCGCUGACGCAGAGCAUGAUGGGAAACCUGAUGAUGAUCUUCCACCAGGACCACCUGCGCCCAGGCGGCGCAUGGCGCACGCGAGGCUUGUAUGACUUUUGCGUGGAGGUCACGUUGGAGGCCACCUUCCUGACCUUGUACGGACGGCCGGCCAAGGGCCUCCGCCACGCCGACGCGGCGCAGCUCAAGGCCUCCUUCAUCCGUUUCGACGACGCCUUCCCGCUGCUCAUCGCGCAGGUUCCCAUCUGGCUACUAGCCGGCGUCGGCGGGAUCCGCCGGAAGCUGAUGAGCUACUUGACGACGCCCAAGAUGUCCGGCUGGGCGGGCGUCUCGCAGUUCAUCCGGCGCCGCGCCCAGCUCUUGGAGCGCCACCCCAUCCUGGGCGACGCCGACAAAGCGGCGCAUCACUUGGCCAUGCUGUGGGCAUCGGUGGCCAACACGGCGCCGGCCGGCUUCUGGGCGGCGUACCACCUCCUGAGGCAUCCGGAGGCAUUGCGCGCCAUCCGCCAGGAGAUCCGAGACGUUCUGGAGAGCAGCGGACACAAAUUCAGCGCAGGCACGGACCUGGCGCUCAACCCACAGCAGCUGGACAAGAUGAUUCUUCUGGAAAGCGCCGUCCAUGAGAGCCUGCGCCUGUCCUCUGCGUCGAUUAACAUCCGCGUAGCUCAGGAGGACCUGACCCUGCGUCUUAACAACGAGCGUGCCAUGGCGGUGAGGAAAGGCGACAUUGUGGCGUUGUACCCGCGGAGUGUGCACAUGGAUGCCGCCGUUUACGACCAGCCGCAGACAUUUUGCUUCGACCGCUUCGCCCGUCAGACGGAAUUCUUCAAAAACGGGCAAAAACUUCGCCACUACCUGAUGCCGUUCGGCUCGGGAGCAUCCAUCUGUCCCGGAUUAACGGAAUUCUUCAAAAACGGGCAAAAACUUCGCCACUACCUGAUGCCGUUCGGCUCGGGAGCAUCCAUCUGUCCCGGACGUUUCUUCGCUGUCAACGAGAUCAAGCAGUUUGUGUGUCUGCUGCUGCUGUACUUUGAUUUGCGACUCGAAACGGGACAGCCCGACGCGCGCCCUGACGCCAGCCGCGCGGGCCUCGGCAUCCCGCGGCCCGCCCGCGACGUGCGCUUCCAAUACCGGAUGCGCAGCGCCGCGUGUUAG
Messenger RNA from Hippocampus comes (tiger tail seahorse), 1341 nucleotides. RefSeq names its product cytochrome P450, family 7, subfamily B, polypeptide 1 (gene cyp7b1). The coding region runs from base 1 to 1341 and encodes 446 amino acids. Gene Ontology annotation, molecular function: iron ion binding; heme binding; oxidoreductase activity, acting on paired donors, with incorporation or reduction of molecular oxygen. The transcript is spliced from 6 exons. Gene Ontology annotation, biological process: cholesterol homeostasis; bile acid biosynthetic process. Lineage: Eukaryota; Metazoa; Chordata; Actinopteri; Syngnathiformes; Syngnathidae. The record is from RefSeq and is a predicted model, not a curated record.